AUGGAAAUUGAGAUAGAAAGAAAUCUAGUGAUGCCUGGAGAUGUAGUCCCAUGCCCUACAGGAUCAAUGCCUGGAUAUGGAACUUAUCAAAAUGAGGUUGGAGAAAUCGUAUCUAAUGUAAUGGGGUAUCCUGCAAUGUACAAUCGACUUGUCUGCGUGAACUCACUAAGAGGCUGCUAUAUAGGGGAAACUGGAAACGUAGUCAUAGGGAGAAUUUCACAAGUAGGCAAUAAAAGAUGGAAAGUCGACAUUGGCGCCUCACAAGAAGCUGCUUUGCAAUUAUCGUCCAUUGACUUGCCUACAGGAGAGCAUAGAAUCCGCUCAGAAGAGGAUCAGCUUCAUAUGAGAGAAUAUUUCAAUCACAAUGAUUUACUGUCAGCAGAAGUCCAAUCAAAGAGCCAAGAAGGCAAAGCAAUUAACUUGCAGACAAGAAGCAGCAAGUUUGGAAAGCUGAAAAAUGGGAUGCUGGUAGUUGUUUCACCGAAUUUAGUAUUCUUUUUACGGUGAAUUGUGCGUAUAUUUAUUUCUUAUUAGAAUAAAAUUUAUAUUUAUUACAAAAAAGAAUAGCAAGAAUGAGGCAACAUUUUUGCCAAUUAAAUAACGAAGUUGAUAUUAUUUUUGGCAGAAAUGGGUGGAUCUGGGUGUAUUACAACAACACAAAUGAGCUUGAAGUACCACUUAUUAGAAGACAACAGAUAGUUAGGAUUAGCUGCUUAUUAAAGCUUAUGAAUAAAGCACUCGUCAUGAUUUCCCCUGAAAAAAUCCAGCAGGUAUUUGAAAGGACAUCUGAUAUUGAAUUAGAGUAAUACAUAUAUAGGGAUUUAUUAGCAGAAAGCACACUAGAAAGAAUUAAAGAUAUUGACGCUGUUGAAUAG
Blepharisma stoltei is the source of this 875-nucleotide messenger RNA. Lineage: Eukaryota; Ciliophora; Heterotrichea; Heterotrichida; Blepharismidae. The record is from the annotation of a GenBank genome assembly.